Messenger RNA from Rubroshorea leprosula, 3027 nucleotides. NCBI's taxonomy places the organism in Eukaryota, Viridiplantae, Streptophyta, Magnoliopsida, Malvales, Dipterocarpaceae. The record is from the annotation of a GenBank genome assembly.
AGUCAACAGUCAGCAGUCAGCAGUCAACAGUCAACAGUCGGCAGUCAGAAGGCCGAAGACCCAACCGCAAACCGGUUUCAAGCCACCUGCUUCAUGCACAGACUGCUAAAGUUCACCGACUUCAGUUUUCCUUUUCUUGUCUUUUCUUGCUUCAAUGGCUGUUACUACUGAGAAUCAAACAGACGUGGAGAAGCCGAAUGGGGAUGAAGACCGGUCUCCAGUGGAGGAGGUGGCGUUGGUGGUGCCAGAAACCGACGACCCGUCCCUACCCGUCAUGACUUUCCGAGUGUGGUUUCUGGGUCUGACCUCUUGCACCCUCUUAAUCGUCCUCAACACUUUCUUCACCUACCGUACUCAGCCCCUCACCAUCUCUGCAAUCCUAAUGCAAAUCGCCGUCUUGCCCAUUGGCAAGUUCAUGGCGAGUACUCUGCCCAACACGGAGUGCAGUCUUCUGGGUUGGCGAUUCAGCUUGAAUCCUGGCCCCUUCAACAUGAAGGAGCAUGUAAUCGUCACCAUUUUUGCUAAUUGUGGGGUUGCCAUCGGCGGUGGUGAUGCCUAUUCCAUGGGAGCCAUCACCGUUAUGAAGGCUUAUUAUAAGCAGAGCUUGAAUUUCAUUUGUGCUCUGUUUAUAGUCUUGACUACUCAGGUAUUGGGGUAUGGAUGGGCUGGAAUGCUUAGGAGGUACUUGGUUGAUCCUGCUGAGAUGUGGUGGCCUGCAAACCUUGCUCAGGUUUCUCUAUUCAGGGCACUUCAUGAAAAGGAACAGAAAAAGAAAGGCCUGACUCGAAUGCAAUUUUUUCUAAUUGCAUUUGCAGCAAGUUUUGUUUAUUAUGCUUUCCCUGGUUAUCUCUUCCCAAUCUUAACAUUCUUCUCAUGGGUGUGCUGGGCAUGGCCACGGAGCAUCACAGCCCAGCAAAUUGGUUCAGGUUACCAUGGACUUGGUGUUGGUGCAUUCACCCUUGAUUGGGCAGGCAUAUCUGCUUAUCAUGGCAGUCCACUGGUUACACCUUGGUCCUCAAUUCUCAAUGUUGGAAUAGGCUUUGUCAUGUUCAUCUACAUAAUUGUUCCUCUGUGUUACUGGAAGUUUAACACUUUUGAUGCUAGAAAAUUUCCAAUAUUCUCAAAUCAGCUGUUUACUACCCAUGGCCAAAAAUAUGAUACAACCAAGAUCUUGACACCACAUUAUGAUCUAGAUGUUGCUGCUUAUAACAGUUAUGGAAAGCUCUAUCUUAGCCCUCUUUUUGCCCUGUCAAUUGGGUCAGGAUUCGCAAGAUUUACUGCAACCCUCACUCAUGUGGCACUCUUUCAUGGCAGAGAUAUUCUGAAGCAGAGCAGAUCAGCAAUGAAGAAUGUGAAGCUGGAUAUCCAUGCAAAAUUGAUGAAAAGUUACAAACAAGUGCCUGAAUGGUGGUUUUUGAUUUUACUCAUUGGAAGCAUUGUUCUAUCUCUCCUUAUGUCUUUUAUAUGGAAAGAGGAUGUGCAGCUGCCAUGGUGGGAGGAUGUGCAGCUGCCAUGGUGGGGUAUGAUCUUUGCCUUUGGAUUGGCUUGGGUGGUUACCCUCCCUAUUGGGGUCAUUCAAGCUACCACCAACCAGCAACCUGGAUAUGACAUAAUAGCACAGUUCAUAAUUGGAUAUUUCUUACCAGGAAAACCAAUUGCUAACUUACUUUUUAAGAUCUAUGGGAGAAUUAGUACCAUUCAUGCUCUUUCUUUCCUCUCUGACCUUAAACUUGGGCACUAUAUGAAAAUUCCACCACGUUGUAUGUACGCUGCUCAGCUGGUAGGGACUCUAGUUGCUGGCACAAUUAACCUUGCAGUUGCAUGGUGGAUGUUAGACAGCAUUCAGGACAUCUGUGAUGUUGAAGCACUCCAUCCUGACAGCCCCUGGACUUGCCCUAAAUACAGGGUAACCUUUGAUGCUUCUGUUAUAUGGGGCCUUAUUGGACCAACGCGACUAUUUGGACCAGGAGGGUUGUACCGCAACGUACUUUGGUUAUUCCUUGUUGGAGCUGUCUUACCCGUACCUGUUUGGGUGCUAAGCAAGAUUUUCCCAGACAAGAAAUGGAUUCCCCUGAUUAACAUACCGGUUAUACCUUAUGGUUUUGCCGGAAUGCCACCUGCAACUCCCACAAACAUAGCAAGCUGGCUCAUCACUGGAACCAUCUUCAACUACUUUGUGUUCAAGUACCACAAGCGCUGGUGGCAGAAAUAUAACUACGUUCUGUCUGCUGCCCUGGAUGCCGGCACUGCUUUCAUGGGUGUUUUGCUGUUCUUUGCCUUGCAAAAUGAGGGACACGAUCUGAAGUGGUGGGGUACCGAUCUAGACCAUUGUCCUCUGGCGCAGUGUCCAACAGCACCGGGCAUCACAAUUAAAGGAUGCCCCGUUUUCAAAUAACUGUUUAUCCUUGUAGCAAUGGGGUAAUUAUGAAUAUGCCUUGGCCACAUGGCCAUUCUAUUUGCAUUUCUGUACAUGCUUGUUUCUGCAAAAUUAAACAGCUGAGAUUCCCUUCUAUAGAGGCCAUACAAAUAAUGUAUCAAUAGCGAGAAUGGAAUGUCAUUAAAUAUUUGCUUUACGUGAAGAUUCAAUCUUGGAAGUCUCCAUAUGACUCCUGAGCUAAUUUGUGCAUGAUCAGAUCGUCUUUCUUCAGAAUCAUAUCACUAACUACAUUAAAGACAGGAGACUACAAGGUCCAGACCAGCCGUUGCCUAAUACUACCUCUGCAAGGAUUUGUAGAGCACCACUGUCACGUACUUGGAUUUAAAUCGGUGGGUUGAACCAAGUGCCACCACGGAUGGGCCACUCCUCCCCUUUUGGAUGUAAAGAUGAUUCAGGAUCACAUGUUUAGGCCUUGAUGGAGGCAAGAUCUCCAUGUUUGAUGCCGGCAGAUUGAGCAGUGUCGUUUGGAGGUGUGGAGGAACCAAAGGUGGCUCCUUUGCAAAAUCCUCUGCUCCAAGUACCAAGUUGUUGUAGCUUGACUCUGGAGAAUGAGGAGGCUCAAAACUAGUUAUGCUUCCAAGAUCUUCUGG